Camelina sativa (false flax) is the source of this 932-nucleotide messenger RNA. Its product is annotated as putative 4-hydroxy-4-methyl-2-oxoglutarate aldolase 3. Gene Ontology annotation, molecular function: ribonuclease inhibitor activity. Gene Ontology annotation, biological process: regulation of RNA metabolic process. NCBI's taxonomy places the organism in Eukaryota, Viridiplantae, Streptophyta, Magnoliopsida, Brassicales, Brassicaceae. The record is from RefSeq and is a predicted model, not a curated record.
CAAGUGGUUCUAAUGGCACAAGCUUCUAUGAGAAUUGUUUUCCCAGUAAAUGGAUAGGCUGACACGAAGAAGAAGCUGACCUCACCCGUUCACUUGGGUCGAUUGUAUAUACAUACAUGUACUGUACAUAUCGUCGUUGAGAAUUUGCAAAAAGCCGAAAGCUUUGGAUCUCUAAUCUUCUUUCUCCCUCUCCUUUGAACACACAAAACACAUUCUCCCAUGGCUGCAUUUGCAACUGCGGAAGCGUGUGACAGCAACGCAGAACUAAUAUCAAACGGAGACCUACGCGCUCUCCACCCAAUCUUCAAGAUGUAUGGCCAAAGAAGAUGCUUCUCAGGACCAAUCGUGACUCUCAAGGUCUUUGAAGACAAUGUUCUCGUCAGAAACCAACUAGAAACAAAAGGAGAAGGCGGAGUCUUAGUUAUAGACGGUGGUGGAAGCAUGAGAUGUGCGCUUGUUGGAGGAAACCUCGGACAGUUAGCUCAGAACAACGGGUGGGCGGGAAUUGUAGUGAAUGGAUGCGUUAGAGAUGUGGAUGAGAUCAAUGAUUGCGAUGUUGGGGUUAGGGCCUUGGGAUCUAACCCAUUAAAGUCUACUAAGAAAGGUCAUGGUGAGAAGAAUGUGCCGGUUCAUAUUGGAGGAACUUUGAUUAGAGGUGGAGAGUGGCUUUAUGCUGAUAGUGAUGGUGUCUUGAUCUCCAAGACCGAACUCUCCGUUUGAGUUAGACUGUUUCGAUCCACGAUAUUGCUAAGAUACUGCAGCUUCUCUUGGAGCAAGCUGGUUUAUUCGAAUUCUUAAUCAUCUUGCUUAAUGUUCCGAAUAAUUUACUUCUUGCAAUAUUACUUAUAUUUUGUUACAUAUUAUUAUAUCAUACAAAAUAAAAUAAAAAAAGUAAGAGAGUGCAACGGUUAAAACCUUACUCUAUUUUUUUA